AUGGCUGAUCGCCUACAUGGACCUCUGCAUCAAAUUAUAUCUCCUACCCAGUCGGCUUUUAUCCCUAAUUGUCUUAUCUCAGAUAAUAUUUUAGUGGCUCACGAGAUGUUUCUCUACAUAAAGAGGAGAAAGAAGGGGAAAGAUAAAUUCUUAGCUUUGAAAUUGGAUAUGGGCAAGGCAUAUGACAUACUAGAAUGGACUUUCAUAGAGGCCAUGCUUCUGAAGCUGGGAUUUCUCCAUUAUUGGGUUAGUAGAGUCAUGUCUUGUAUCCAAUCGGUCUCUUAUAGCCUCCUCAUUAAUGGAUGUAUCAAAGGAUCGAUAGCUCCAACAAGAGGGAUUCGUCAAGGAGACCCCAUCCACCAACAAUAUUUAUUUUAUGCUCACAAGCACUUACUUCAAUUAUCAGAAGAGCAGAGGGGUCUUGAGUCCUACAUGGAAUUAGAGUUCGGCAUAGAGGUACUCCAAUCACCCACCUUCUAUUUGCUGAUGAUUGUCUUCUUUUUCUCUCAGGUCAAGUUAGGUGAAAUUUCAUCUCUUAAUCAAUGCCUUGACUUAUAUUGUAAGGCUAUGAGUCAGGAAAUUAAUCUCAAGAAAUCUAGCCUUACUUUUAGUCCAAACACUCAUGUUAAGUUUAAAAGAUGGUUGUCAAGGGUGCUUAAAGUUCCUUAUUGUGAUGGCCCUUCCAAGUAUUUAGGAUUACCAACCGAUUUUGGUAUUUCUAAAAAGGAUUUAUUUCGUGAAGUUAAGGAGCAAACUCUGAAUAAAUUACAAGGAUGGAAGAAGAAGUACCUAUCUCAUGCUGAAAAAGAGAUUCUCUUGAAAGCAUCAUUAUCCCCUAUGUCUAACUUUGCAGGCUCACAUUUUAAAUUAGCAGUUUCACAUCAUGAAGAUGUUAGAAAGGCUGCUUCUAACUUUUAUUGGGGUGAUUCUGAAAAUGACUCUAAGAUCCAUUGGAUCUCAUGGGAGAGAUUGGGUCGCUCGAAGAAUAGAGGAGGCUUUGGCUUUAGAGACUCAAGGUUACAAAACCAAGCCUUAUUGGCUAAGGCGGCAUGGAGGUUAUGGUCAUCUCCUGAAACUCACUGGGCACGAUUUAUCAAGUCCAUUUACUUUCCAACUUUAGAUUUUCUACGUGCUAGACUGGGUCAUAACCCAUCAUGGGGCUGGUGUAGUAUUUUGGAGGGAAGGGAUGCUCUACAGGAAGGUUUGUUAUGGCAAAUUGGGGAUGGUGCUUUAGUAGAUAUUUGGCAGGACAAAUGGAUACAAUCAUUGCCUCAUUAUAAACUCCAAUAUCCAAAGCCAGUAGGCUGCACAUUAUCAACAGUAGCUAAUAUUAUUGGUCCUGUUACAAGGUAUUGGAGAUUAUAUUUAUUGCAACAGUUUUUUCAUCAGUCUGAUAGAGAUGCUAUUUUAAAGAUCAACCUAAGUCUAUUCCCAAGUGCUGAUAAGCUGAUAUGGGGGGCCUCAAAGGAUGGUGUUUUUAGUGUGAAAUUGGUUUAUCAUCUAUUAUCUAAUUUAAAGCAAGUUAGAGAUAAAGAUGGAGCUGCAUGUAAAGCAUCCACAUCAAGGUGUCUCCAAUAG
This is a messenger RNA of Macadamia integrifolia, 1578 nucleotides long. RefSeq lists its product as uncharacterized. Lineage: Eukaryota; Viridiplantae; Streptophyta; Magnoliopsida; Proteales; Proteaceae. The transcript has a single exon. The record is from RefSeq and is a predicted model, not a curated record. Bases 1 to 1578 code for a protein of 525 amino acids.